UAGAACCCGACUCUGAUAUGGCGCGUUCCUUGAAAAAGAAACAAUACGUCUGCUAGCGCGUCUGCGAGUGCUUUCGUCUGCUCCACUUGUUCGUGAAAUGUCACACCAACUGUUCAAACUUCAAUCUCUCUGUCACAAAUUUAACGCUAGUUUUCUCAUGUGGUCUUUCACGGAAACUUCUAAAGCUUGCGAUUUGUCACCUUAUAAUUAAAGAAAAUGUCUUUCAGGAAUGCAUGAACAGUGCUAGCAUGUCAAAUCAACUCUGUGACUCCCAAUUGCAACUACAAGAAGCUUCCUUACGGUAUUUGGACCAAACAGAACAACUGGACACUCUGAAAAAAACAUGUCUGUCAUACAGAGAGAGCAAAGAGAAUGCUGUUUACUCAUUCAUCAUCAAAAUUGACUGUGCAGAAAUAACUGAAGUGGAUGCUCCUCUGGGCAACCUAGUGCUGCAUCAGCCACAAGAGGCAAGAAAGAUUUUCCAGGAGGUUUGUUAUGUCAGCUUAAGGUGCCUGAAAUUACUACCUUCAGAAGUCACUUGCAGUCAAGUCCUCGUGAAUUUGAAGCUGUCGGAUUUACCUCAGCUAAAGAGUUACCAAUUAACAACUGGUGAAUUGCACAGUUGCAAGUUUGAGUCUCGUUUCUACAAAUUUGUCGGAACAGUUUGUUCCAUUUCAUCCCCUGUUAAAUAUUCGCGUUGUGCAAAAUACAGAUGUCCAGAGUCACGGUGCUAUGGCGCAGCAGAUAAUUUCUACAUUAGAUGUCACAUUGAGGGGGCCAAAGAGCAUCAGACUGUGAGGCGAGACUUUAACUGUGUGUACUGUGGUUCUAUUCUAAGGGAAGAUGUGACUUGUAGAAUCUUAGGAGAGAGAGUGACUGUGCAGAUGGUUGAAGGAGAUGUUUUUCCUCUUCAUCAGUUCUGGGGUACAGACUGCUACUUGGGGAGAUACAGGCAAUCAGUCACUAUUGUUCUGAGGGAUGAGUUCCUCAACCUCCAACUUGGUGGCUGCUACUGUGUGAUUGGAAUCCCAGUCAAGGAGUUUACCGGAAAUUCUGCCGUCUCGGUUAUGAUUGAGGCUAACAAUGUUUUUAAAGUAGCACUAACAAUGCCCAAAGAGCCAAGACACCACCUGUCACAAACGCUGAGGCAACUUUUAGCAAACAGAGCCACCUCUCCUUGGAGCUUUGCUGUCGGCCUGGCCUAUCUCUUUGCCGAUGGGAUCACCCCAGCCGGCACCUAUCACCGCCUCAAGCUGUGUAUACUCCUCAGCCUUGUCGAUGCCGCCUCCCGCUCAUCCAAACGUGACUUGCAGGGUUUUCUCGAUCUCAUGGCGGUGGGUGUUGAUUCCAAUCUAAUCCAGAGAUUAUUGAUAUAUGGAGCUUCCUUCGCCCCGCGAGCCAUUAUUCACAACAGCAGCCAGCCUUUGCUUGCCCCCCUCUACAGGGACUCCGAUGGAUCGGGAUGUUAUAUUGAAGGUGGAUCUGUAUUGUUAGCUCACCAAGGUGUUUGCAUGCUGGGGGAUAUAGACAGCCUGAAAAAAGAUGGGAAGGAGAAGCUACAACAUGUGAUGGAAAACAGAGCCAUCCACGUAGAUCAAUCAAGAACAUUAAGUAGUUCAUCAGCGCAGCAACAAACCUUCCUGGUUGAGUGUAACCUAUGGGGUUACGCGUGUUCCCCUCAACACCAGGAUCCCGUGGAGGUAUUUUCUGCCUCUGAAGCGAAGAGGAGUCGACGAAAAUCAAUUUUGGAGUGUUUCCCCAUGGUGUUGGUGUGUGACAGUUCCAACCCUACCACAGAGGAGUACGCGGAGCUGAGCAUCGUCCGCCGUACGCUGCUGGGAGCAAUGCAAGACAAGGAUCUGCUGGGCGAUGGGAAUUCAGUCAUUACUCCGAGUGAAAUUAAAGAGCUUCUCCAAGUUGCCUCCGAGACCGCCGUAGAGUUUUCGGCCCCUGCCAUGCAGUUGCUGAAAGGUUACUUUGUGGCUAGCAGGCGCGUACGUUCAUCUGGUGUGCAUAGUGCACCAUUUCCCCCAGCGGCACUUCAGACUUUAGCCUGUAUGUCAAGGGCACUCACUCAACUCAGCCAGAGAAAUGAGGUUUGCGUAGAGGAUGCAGCAUUUGCAGUGCUCCUAUAUGAAGAGGCAGUGACGGCAAGAUACGGAUACUCAGUCUUGGAUGUCCAACCGAAGCCUCACUUCAAAGAUGGCAACAUUUCAGAGUAUCUUGGUCCAGAGAAUGAUGCCCUCAUGCUGAACUUCCUGGCUCGACUGUCUCGCUUCUGUCGCUCACACGUGCCCGAUUUUAACAUGUACGAGUCGGAGGAUUGACGGCAAAUUAAUGGCUGUUCUCGAGCCUGCGAAGUGACCCUUGGCAAAUUGUCACGGUUUAUGGACUUUGACCGCGUGGUAAUGAUGGGCAGUGAGAAUCCUUCCAGUUUUAUGUAAUCUUAUCAUCAUCAUAGAAUGUCCUAGCGACGACCACUUGUCGACUUUUGGUCGAUUUUCCCUGACAACCAGUGCUCAAAACAUAUCCGGGUACCGGCAAAAUCGACCAGUGGUUGACAGAUGGUCAUCUUUCAUAUCAAGUAUUUCCUAAUUUCGAUAACUUUGAAAACACAAAAGACCCUUCAAUACGAGCUUGCGGUUUUUCAUCGAAUUUACUGUGAGAAGUCUGUUGUGUAAAUUAAUUGUAGCAUUCUCUUUGUUUCGUAACUUAUUUACUGGAAGGACAACAUUAUUAGGUAACAUAGAGCAUCAAAAUUAUCUGUACCACGUGCAUGUUUUAUUAAGGAAAAUGAUUUUAUAAAUUAUUGAAAAUUCAUUGAAGUCUGUAGUUUCUUAGGUAUUUAUGCAUUUUUUUGCGCUAGGGAUUCAAAAGCGUUUACUUUGAAAAGAAAGUGUAAAGUUUGAGCUUCAUGUAACUUUAAGUCUUGUACUUAGCUUCAUCAUGAAGUUACUGGUGCUUUUGCAUAUGUUUUAUGCUUUACCCAACUUGUGCACAAGAAUAGGCAGAAAUAUGCUCAUCAUCACUUGCGCGACGCAAGCUGUGUAAAUGGGCUGACAAGAAUCGAUUGUUUGAUGUAUCUUAAUUCCUUCAAGUGCCUGUAUUCAGCGAAAUGCAACAACGGACCGCGACAUACAAGCUGCUUGACGACUACAAAUUUGCGAAUGAAUCCGUGGGAGACAAGACCUACAACAAACAAACGCUACCGACAACGGCUCCUUGCAUCACAAACUAACACUCCACUUCCUGUCAACGUCAUUGAUUAAGCUGACGGACGGGUCACUUCUCUUUAGUUGUAUAGCCUUCAGUUGCAGCCUAAGAGAAGAUUUUUUCUCAGGAAUACAGGAUUUUAAGUGUAUUAUUUUGAAGGAUUAUUGUGGGUACUGUAUCUUUGCGUGUUUCUGUUUUGUUGUGUUUUUCAUACUCUCGGGGAAGAGAAGUUUUGAAAUUUAGACAAUUUUGGAGAGAUGGCAAUAAAAUUGCCGGCAUUUACAGAAGUUUCUCAUAUUUCUUUUGAAUAUUUUUGUUUAAAGUCAUUUACAGAGUUGCAUUUCUUUAACUGAAAAAGUAAAUAAAAUAAGUAUAAGCUGA
Acanthaster planci (crown-of-thorns starfish) is the source of this 3594-nucleotide messenger RNA. It is a transcript of the gene mcmdc2, whose product is annotated as minichromosome maintenance domain containing 2. Gene Ontology annotation, molecular function: ATP binding; DNA binding; single-stranded DNA helicase activity. Gene Ontology annotation, cellular component: nucleus. Gene Ontology annotation, biological process: double-strand break repair via break-induced replication. The record is from RefSeq and is a predicted model, not a curated record. NCBI's taxonomy places the organism in Eukaryota, Metazoa, Echinodermata, Asteroidea, Valvatida, Acanthasteridae.